Messenger RNA from Serinus canaria (Common canary), 5926 nucleotides. RefSeq names its product zinc finger and BTB domain containing 39 (gene ZBTB39). The record is from RefSeq and is a predicted model, not a curated record. Gene Ontology annotation, molecular function: protein binding. NCBI's taxonomy places the organism in Eukaryota, Metazoa, Chordata, Aves, Passeriformes, Fringillidae. Gene Ontology annotation, biological process: regulation of immune system process; negative regulation of transcription by RNA polymerase II; regulation of cytokine production. The transcript has 2 exons. The coding region runs from base 167 to 2296 and encodes 709 amino acids.
GGGCCGGGGCGGGCGCGGGGCGGGUCGGCGCCUUUGUGUGAGCCGGGCCGGGAUGGUGCGGGGCGCCUGGCGGAGCCCCUUGCCCUGCCAGUUCCUGCUCCCGCCUCGGAUGAAAGCGUGAAGGCCGAGCUGACCAGGAGAAAGGACUCUUUAAGCAGCUGCUAAGAUGGGCAUGAGGAUCAAGCUGCACAGCACCAACCACCCCAACAACCUGCUGAAGGAACUCAACAAGUGCCGCCUCUCCGAGACCAUGUGUGACGUCACCAUCCUGGUGGGCUCCCGCUCCUUCGCCGCGCACAAGGCCGUGCUGGCCUGUGCUGCUGGCUACUUCCAGAACCUCUUCCUCAACACUGGGCUGGACGCUGCCAGGACCUACGUGGUGGAUUUCAUCACGCCAGCCAACUUUGAGAAGAUCCUGAGCUUUGUGUACACCUCGGAGCUCUUCACCGACCUCAUCAACGUGGGGGUUAUCUACGAGGUGGCGGAGCGGCUGGGCAUGGAGGAUCUGCUGCAGGCUUGUCACUCCACCUUCCCCGACCUGGAGAGCUCGGCCAUCACCAAGCAGCCUGCUCUGUCUGUGGGGGAAGGCAGGGCUGGGGUGCUGAGCAGCACCUCCUCGGAGCAGAGCCACUCUUUGGGGGACAUGCGGAGCGGCGCGGAGCACUUCGGCCCCGAGCGGAAUUACCUCCUGCACGGGGACGUGGUGGGCAGCUACAAAGAGGAUGACAGGAGUGCUGUGGGUGAGGCCAGCCAGGCUCUUCCCCUGAUGCACCCACAGCAGCCUCCCAAGACAGAGCAGGAGUCAGAUCCUGGGCAGUUCGCUCCGGUCGCAGGUCUGGGGGCCCAGCCUGGUGGGAAUGUCGUGGCCCAGACCACUGGCAGCUCCUGCCCUCAGUACAAGGCCCAGAGCAAUGGUGACUAUGGCAAGGGUGGCUUCUUCCCCACUGACCCCUCCCUGGAUGUCUCCACAGGGAGCAAUUCCUGCCCCAGCAACAGCGACCACUCCAAAGAGCAGGGAUUCGAGCAGAUGGAUGAGCUCCAGCUGGAGGAUUUGGGAGAGGCUGAGCUGCAUUUUGAGGAUGCUGGAGAAGAGCUGGUCCCGUCUGAGGAAGUGAUUGAGCUGAGUGAUGACAGCGAGGAGGAGCUGGCCUUCGAGAGCGACAGCCGGGACAGCAAGGCCAUGCCCUGCCAGGUGUGCAAGAAGGUGCUGGAACCCAACAUCCAGCUGAUCCGCCAGCACGCCAGGGACCACGUGGACCUGCUGACAGGGAACUGCAAGGUCUGUGAGACCCACUUCCAGGACCGUAACUCCAGGGUGACUCACGUGCUGUCCCACAUCGGCAUCUUCCUCUUCUCCUGCGACAUGUGCGAGACCAAGUUCUUCACCCAGUGGCAGCUGACGCUGCACCGGCGGGACGGGGUCUUCGACAACAACGUCAUUGUCCACCCCAGCGACCCCCUGCCGGGGAAGGUGGCUGGUUUUGGGGGAGGGCCCAGCCCCGAGCUGGCCUGUGCUGCUUGCGGGAAGCCCUUGGCCAAAGAUUUCCACACGGUGCGGAACCACCUGCUGGAGCACGUGAACCUGAAGAGCCAAACGUGCGGCGUGUGCGACCAGCGGCACCUGAGCCUCUGCAGCCUGCUCUGGCACGCCCUGUCCCACCUGGGCAUCUCCGUCUUCUCCUGCUCCGUGUGUGCCAGCAGCUUCGUGGACAGGCAGCUCCUGGAGAAGCACCUGGCCGUGCACCAGCACGUGGAGGAGGCUCUUUUCCAGUGCCACUUCUGCAGCCAGAGCUUCAAGCUGGAAGCCGCUUAUCGCUACCACGUCAGCCAGCACAAGUGCGGGGGCAACCUGGACAUCCGGGCGGGCUUCGGGGAGCGCCUGCAGCCCCAAGGGCUGCCCAAGAGGAAGCUGCCUGAGGAGUUCCUGAGCGAGGAGCUGGCUCUGCAGAACCAGCCAGGGAACAGCAAGUACAGCUGCAAGGUGUGCGGCAAGAGGUUUGCCCACACCAGCGAGUUCAACUACCACCGGCGCAUCCACACCGGGGAGAAGCCGUACCAGUGCAAGGUGUGCCACAAGUUCUUCCGAGGGCGUUCCACCAUCAAGUGUCACCUGAGGACACACUCGGGGGCCCUGAUGUAUCGCUGCACGGUGUGUGGCCACUACAGCUCCACGCUCAACCUGAUGAGCAAGCACAUAGGGGUGCACAAGGGCAGCCUCCCGCCGGACUUCACCAUCGAGCAGACUUUCAUGUACAUCAUCCAUUCCAAAGAGGCUGAGAAAAACACGGAUAGCUGAUGGGGAGCUGCUGGAGGAGGAGUGGUAGUGAUGGAGGCUGUGGAGGAGGAAAAGAAAAGGAAAAAAAAAAAACAAACCCAAGUUGUUUUAUUUAAUGGUCAGGCAUCAUGGAUGGAAUUAUUUUUUGGUUUUGGUUUGAUUUUUUUUUUUUUUUAAUUCUUUUUGGGCCUUCCUAGGGCUUUUUAGAUUGGUGGCGUUGUACAAAUUACCGGCACGUGAGGUACAUCACUGUUUCAAGGAGUCUGUCGUGUUUACUUACCUCUGGUCCUGUUAGAGGCCAUCUGUGCUUUUAGCAUUUCUCACUAGUUUUUGAGUCUAGAUUCUAUUUUUUUUUUUUUUUGAACCUUUUAGCCCACUUGACCAGGCUAACCCUGAGCUUGUCCACAAACUGAUGCUGCUAAGAUUUUCACACCUGACCUCAGUGGAGAGGGACAGAGCCAGAGCAGGCGCUGGACUCGGAAGGAAAGGAACAAAAGAGAAAGAAAAAAAAGGAAAGAAAAAGACAUUCUGGGCAUCCCUGGUGCUCUGCUGCUACUGCCAGGAGACGGGCAGAGUGUGCUCUGGGGAGAGGAGCAGGAAGCACCUGAGUGUGUAAAGGAGGAGGGAACCGGGAGCAGGGGAUUCCCACAUUCCCUGUUGGCUCUGCCGUGCCCUGAGACCUGGAGGAGGAGCUGCAGGAGCCCCAGGACCUCCCUGCAGAGCCUGGGUGCAGGUGGCUGUGUGAGCACCGAGAUCUCCUGUAGGAUUGGAGAGGGAGGGGAAGCUCCCUGCUCCUUGUGGGGUGAUUUGUGGUGGCCACAGAGAGCCAGGAGUGUCCUGGCUCUGCUCUGCCCCAGCCUCACGCUGUGCCCUGGGCAGGUGGGUCAGGAUGAAGCUGUUGCCUUAACUCCCUGGAAGGAGGAGGGGGGAGCCUUCUCCUGCCCAAGGGAUCCCCCCUCCCACCCCCUGGAUGUGUUCCCGUGGCAAAGCUGGGUGGUUGGAGUGAUGUGAGUUUGUUCAUGGAGCCACAGCCGUGGCUCGGCCUCUCCAGCUGCAUGCUGGGCACUUCUGGGGGGCUCCCCUGGCUGUGGGGGGCUCCCCUGGGCAUGGAGGGGCUCCCCUGGCUGUGGGGGGCUCUCUUGGGAAUUGAGGGGCUCUCCUGAGCAUGGAGGGGCUCUCCUGGGCAUGGAGUGGGCAUGGAGGGGCUCCCCUGGGGGUGGGGGGCUCUCCUGGGCAUGGAGGGGCUCUCCUGGCUGUGGGGGGCUCCCCUGGGCAUGGAGGGGCUCUCCUGGGCAUGGAGGGGUUUUCCUGGGCAUGGAGGGGCUCUCCUGGGCUUGGGCAGCUCUCCUGAGUGUGGGGGGCUCUCCUGGGCAUGGGGGGGCUCUCCUGGCUGUGGGGGGCUCUCCUGAGUGUGGGGGGCUCUCCUGGGCAUGGAGGGGCUCUCCCCCUCUACAUUUCAGUGCCCCUUGGUGCAGGAGGCUCUCCUGGGCAUGGGGAGCUCUCCUGGACCUGUGUCAGGUCCACUUCAGCAUGGGGGGGGGUCUCUCCUGGCCCCUCCUGGGGGUCCUCCUGGCCCCUCCUGGGGGUCCUUCCUGGUCCCUCCUGGGGGUCCCUCCUGGCCCCUCCUGGGGGUCUCUCCUGGCCCCUCCUGGGGGUCUCUCCUGGCCACCCCAGUGAGCUGAGCUGUUGCCAGCAGUGUUAACCCUGGGAAGGGCAUGGCUUGGCUUCUCCCUGUUGUUAUCCAGCUGUGGGGCAGAGGUGGGGGAGGAACAGCUCCUUCCAAGCUGGGAUUGCCCUCGGGUAACUCGUUCUACCUCACAAACAAAGGAGUGCUGGGGGCUCUCCAGCCUGGCUGGUCCUGGAUCGGCUCCUGCACUUCUGACAAGUUUUGCUGUUACAAAACUAAAAACUAAAAAAAAACCUGAAACUAAAACUAAACUAAACUAAACUAAACUAGUGAUUUACAAACCCUGUGAACUCACCCUGCUGCCCCUCCCUGGGAAGGGACACAGGGAAGGGACACCCAGGGAAGGGACACCCAGGAAGGGCCAUCCUGCAGUGGGGGCUGAGCUCAGAGAGCUCAGAGCACCCCGGGGUCUCUGUCCCAGCUCUGCCAUGGCCUUGGGCGAGUCACUUCACCUCUUUGCCUCAGUUUCCUCAUCUGUAAAAUGAGGGUGGUACCUCCCGUGGUACCGAGCUACCUCCGGGAGCGGGGAGGGUGCUGGAGCCUGGGUUGGGAGGAGGGGAGGGAGGCACCAGAGCCAAGGUCAUCUCUGGGUUGGCCUGGCUGCUGCAGCUCUGAGUUCUGAACUCCAGCCUCGUGGUCCUGGCAUCACUGUGUGGAGCUGUGUCAGGUUUUACAAGAGAAAGGGGAAUUUUGGGGAGUGGUGUGGUGCUCUGGGCAGUGGUGGGGCUUUGCUGUGGGCUCCUCUGAGCUGCUCUCUGGGUUCCUGGGUUCCUGUCGUGGGAUUGUGGGGUGGAUGAGGCUGGAAGGGACCAUUGGGGGUCACCCAGUCCCACCCCCCUGCUCGUGCAGGGUCCCCUCGGGCGUGGAACUCAGGGCUGGGGACAGGGACAGGGACAGGGACAGGGACAGGGGUGGACACGACCUGCACUGCUCUGGAGGUGGCUGUCAAGGGUGUGAGGGAUAGACUGGGAGAGCCUUGAGACCCUCCUGGAAUGUUCCAGAAGCCGUGGUGAGCUUCAGGGAGGGUCUGCAGCCCUGGAUCUCGCUAAGCUGAAAAGCAAAAAGCCUUUUGUGCACAUAAACCAAAAAAGGGAAGUUUUUACACCCAAACACCAAGGGGCACCAGGAGCCAGCCCUUGCUCCCACCUGGGGGUGGGGGAAAGCAGGAGCCCCCCCAUUGCUGCUGGCUCUGCUCCAGGGAAUUCCUGGAUCCUUCCCACCUGGAACACCCCAAAUCUGCAGUGGAGGGGCUGCAGGGAUGGGUCUGACCCUGCUGCUGCUCCUGGGGGUGAUUCCCCGAGGGGUCAGAGACCUGAGGGGGGUCCUGGCUGUUCCUGAGCCUUUGGGGUGGGCAGGGAUGUCCCCCCAGCCUGCCUGGCAGCUCCAGUUCAGCGUUGGGAGAGCCAAAAUCCAUUUGGAUUUCAUUCCUUCUCCACCACCGUGGGCAAGCCUGGCUCUCUGCUGUCCCCACUGCCCUUGGUGACCCUGGGGACACCAACCUACCUCCCCUGGGGCAGCCUGAGCUGUUUGCAAAGUGCUUUGGGGUCCUGGGCUAGGAGAGGGGGUGGCAGAGGGGAAAUCCUGGCAGCAUCCAGGUCACGGAGCCUCUCUGAGGGCCCCGCUCUGAGCCCAGGCUCACUCCCACCCCAACCACAAAAUUCACUUUUCCCCCUUCUCAGUGGCUCCAGCUGAGCAAUUGAGCAGAAGAAGAAGAAGAGAGAACAAGAGUUGAAUUUGCUGUCUAACCUUUUUGUUAAGUGUAGGUACUGACCUCCUGCUAUUUAAGUGUUUACUAUCUAUUUGCUGUAAAGUUUUGUAUAUUUUGUAAACUUUCCCCCCCUCCCCCCUUCCCCCAAUGGUAGAUGUCUAAAAUCGUUGUACAUCGGGUUCUUUUCUACUCCAUUGUCCAGCACAAAGUGUGGUUUUUUAUUUAGAAUAAUAAAAUGGAAAACAUUGACCUCUUG